AUGGAUCUGAAGUGUGUCAUAUGUUUUCGAACAUUUACAGAAAUCACAAAAUUAUUACAGCACAUACGUCUUUGGCAUUUCCGUAGUUCUCGUGAAAAUCUUUCUUUGAAAUGUUGCAACAAUCAAUGCGCCUCCACAUUUAAUACAUACUGUGGAUACAAAAAACAUUUGGUUAAAUGUAUUAUUAAACCUUCUGUUAAUGUUUUAUGUAGAAAUGAUGAUUUCAUAGAUGAGUGUACAAAUGCAGAGGUGUACAGGAAUACUAUCUGCAGUAUUACUUCGGAGGAUAGUAAUAUCAACCCCAGUGAUCAAUCUGAAGGAAAUGGGGACCCCCAUCCUUCAGAUUUGAAUGAACGAACACAUGGGAUGAGUGUUGAAACAAUUGCGUCUGAUAUUAGUGUUCAUAUAAUUUCUUUUAUUUCAAAAUUAAUGUCGAUGGGAAUGCCGCUUUCUACAAUAGUUACAGUAGUAGACAAUGUCGAUGAGCUGAUGAACUGUGUUUUUGAAGAUACGCUUGACAUUUUGUCACAAAACGAUAACCAAAAUUGUAACAUUUUUUUCAAUACAAUUACAGCUUCUAUUCAAAAGUAUAAUUCGGUUUACAAAAUUAAAAAGUUUUUUUCUAACUCUGUUGUUACACCUGUAGAAGUUGCGGUAGGUGUGAGAAGCGAUCAAAUACUUCAUAAAGCUAGUAAUACCUAUAUUGAAAAGAAUGUUACGGAUACUUUUACAUACAUUCCUAUCCUUAAUACUUUGUCUGCAUUAUUGCAGAAUGAAAAUAUUCAACAAUAUUUUACAAGAGACUAUGGGUCAUUGGUGAAAAGCGAUCAUUUUGAGACAUUUUUCGAUAGCGAUUCUUACAAGAAGAAUCCGUUAUUUAAGGAAAAUCCGAAUGCAAUUCUUAUUCAGCUGUAUUUUGACGAAUUUGAAUGUACAGCGCCUUUAGGUUCGAAAACUGGCAUUCACAAAAUUGGUGCAUUUUAUUUUAAUAUAAGAAAUAUCCCCACAAUGUACUUAGGACAAUUGGAUAAUAUACAUGUUGCGGCAUUAUUUUACUCAUCAGAUUUGAAAAAGUACUCUAUAAACAAAUUUUUACAACCACUUGUAUCAGAUCUAAAAAUUUUAGAAAGGGACGGUAUUGAAGUUUCAUUUCUUCCGUAUAAGUUAAAGGGUACUUUAGUUGCACUCAGUUUUGACAAUCUUGGCGGCAAUGCUUUAAUGGGUAUGGUUGAAUCAUUUAGCGCAAAUUAUUUUUGUCGAAUGUGUUUAAUGCAUAAAAGCGACACCCAAGUUAUUUUUAAUGAGUCGGAUCCACUUUGCCGUGCCAGAAAUCAAGAGUUUUUUAAUACCUUGCCCGAAAUCGAAGUCGGUUCUAACUAUUACGGAAUUAAAGCAAAAAGCGUUUUAAAUGAAUUACAAUAUUUUAAUUUGGGGAAUAUAUCAUCAGUAGAUAUCAUGCAUGAUAUUCUCGAAGGCGUAGCUCAAUUUGAAAUUAAAUCUAUAUUAUCUUAUUUAGUAUCCAAAAAAAUUAUCUCUCUCAAUGAAGUCAAUCAAAGAAUUUUUUUCUUCAAUUACGGUUCUAUCGAUCAAUGUACAAAACCAAGUCCUGUUAACAUAGAAAAAUCUGGUGCCAAUAUAGGAGAACGUGCAGCUCAAACAUGGACUCUUGUGCGAUAUUUACCUUUAAUACUAAUUGAUGUAAUUCCAAAGUGUGAUGAAAGGUGGAAUAUAAUUACUUUACUGUUGGAAAUAAUGAAUAUAUCUUUUGCCCCCAUAAUACCAGUUGCCAUGACGUAUGUCCUAGAGAAUUUAAUUUGUAAACAUCAUCAUUUAGUUAAACAAUACAUCGGAAACAUUUUGCCUAAGCACCAUAUGAUGAUUCAUUAUCCACAAGCGAUUAGGAAUAUGGGCCCUCUUAUACACUUAUGGGCCAUGCGAUUUGAAUCAAAGCAUGGAUAUUUCAAAGAUUUAGUAAAUAAGGGGAAAAAUUUUAAGAAUCUUCCACAAACGUUGUCUAUAAGACAUCAAAUAAAGCAAAGUAUAAAUACCCAUAAACUUUAUAAAUUGCAUAUGACCUUCGGGCCUGUCAAGCACUUUGAUUUGAGUAACUACGAAUUUAAAGAUGUUAUUAUUGAAGAAUUAGACGUUCCAAAUUCUGUCACUCUUAACGAAACUAGAUUCUUGAAAUGUGGUUUCCAUUAUAAACCCUCUUUCUUAGUUUGCGUAAAAGUUAAUGGCCAGCUACCUAUCUUUCAAGAGAUAAUAAAAAUUAUUCUAAUAGAUGAACAGCCAUUUUUUAUAACAAAAUCCUGGGAAACUAAAGAGUUUAAAGAAAGUUUAAAUGCAUUUCUAAUUAAACCCUCAAUUGAAAUUUCUAUUUGCGAUCCAAAAUUACUAGUUUACAAGGAACCAUAUGAGUGCAAAACGGUUUCUAGUUCAUAUUAUAUAGUACCUAAACAUAUAUUUGUACAAAUCUAA
This is a messenger RNA of Photinus pyralis (common eastern firefly), 2478 nucleotides long. RefSeq lists its product as uncharacterized. The coding region runs from base 1 to 2478 and encodes 825 amino acids. The transcript has a single exon. The record is from RefSeq and is a predicted model, not a curated record. NCBI's taxonomy places the organism in Eukaryota, Metazoa, Arthropoda, Insecta, Coleoptera, Lampyridae.